AUGAGGACAAAAUAUUUUUUUUUACAAAUCCAUUUUCUUCCUCAUUCCAUCUCCAUCCCCAAACCUCCAUUUUUUUUUUCAUCUCCAACCUUCAACCUCUAUCUCCAACUUCCAUUUUUUUAUCUCCAACCUUCAACCUCCAUUUUUCAUCUCCAACCUCGAACCUCCAUUUUUCAUCUCCAAGUUUCAUAUCCUACCUCUAUUUUUUCCUCAUCUCCAACCUCCAUCCCCAAUCUCGAACCUCCAUUUUUCAUCUCCAACCUCCAUCCCCAAUCUCGAACCUUCAUUUUUCAUCUCCAACCCCCACCUUCCAUUUUCCAUCUCCAACCUCGAACCUCCAUUUUUCAUCUCCAAUUUCCAUACCUACCUCCAUUUUCCAAAUUUCAUUUCCAUUCACGAACGUGUGCUGCCUCAACCAUUGACAUGCGUAGUGUCAUCUCAUCCCAAACACGUAUUCAAAACCAUUCUAUAGGUUUCUCUCCCUCUAGAACAAAACAAAAAGCUUUAACUCUAACUCUAGAUAUUUCAACAAAACUUGCUUUUGCACAUGUUAUAUACACCAUGUCAUAUGUAACAUCACAUUCAGAUUCUGCUACUAAAAACAAUAACAUAUGUAGUAGUAGUAGUAAUACGAGGAAGUUGUUUAAUAUGGAUGAUGAUACUAAUAAUGUUGUAGCCGACAUUGAUAUUAAUAAAACUAAACAAAUUGAACGGCGUUACGAAGAAUAUAGGAGGAAGAGAAAGCGUCCUUGUAAAGCGCCAGUGAUCCCUACGAUGGAAUCAACUACCGGAGACACGGCCACGGCGUCACACGGUUUUAUUUCGGUGAUUGGACGUAGGAGGGUGAUGGAAGACGCUAUCAAGGUGAUUCCACGUUUUAUGGCGGCGGAAAAGCAACCGUGUGGAUAUGAUUUCUUUGCGGUUUAUGACGGACACGGUGGGAUGACAGUGGCGAAUGCUUGUCGUGAUAGGUUGCACUUGUUGUUGGCGGAGGAAGUGAAGGAGGGUGGAGAUCAAGGAUUGGAUUGGUGUAAAGCUAUGUAUUCUUGUUUCAUGAAGAUGGAUCGUGAAAUUGGAGUCGGUGGUGGUUGUAGUGGGGAUGUUGAUGCGAAUAACGUGGGUUCUACGGCGGCUGUUGUGGUGGUUGGGAAAGAGGAGAUCGUUGUGGCGAACUGUGGUGACUCAAGGGCGGUUUUGUGUAGUGGCGGUGUAGCAGUUGCACUUUCACGUGAUCAUAAGCCAGAUCUUCCAGAUGAAAGAGAGAGGAUUGAAGCAGCUGGUGGAAGAGUGAUUAAUUGGAACGGGAGUCGCGUUCUAGGAAUUCUUGCUACUUCUAGAUCCAUAGGGGAUCAUUGCAUGAAGCCAUUUGUGAUAUCUCAACCAGAGAUCAACGUGCAUGGAAGAACAAAAUCAGACGAGUUUGUUGUGGUGGCAAGUGAUGGACUUUGGGAUGUUGUAUCAAACAGUUUUGUUUGUGAAGUGGUUAAAAGCUGUCUCCAAGGUCAUAUGAGGAGGAAUAAUAGUGAUAAUGUAAGAGAGGAUCUCAGUAUUAAAGGUUAUGCAGCUGAGGCUGCUGCAAUUCUAGCUGAAUUGGCUAUGGCUAAGGGAAGCAAAGACAACAUCAGUGUUAUAGUCAUCCAACUCAACAACACUAACAUUUGAUAUAUCUGAUCCAAUUGUUUGCUUUUAUUUCCCUUUUGUUUCUUUUGUUUUUUCAUUUGUUGUUUCUUUAAAGUUUUUGUAUUGGAUAGUUGGGAUUUUUAAGUUUUUUUUUAUUUAUAAAUUUCUCAGAAAAGCUUUAUAGUAAGUUAUUGAAUAGAGUGAUACGGAUUAGAAUCAUAA
Vicia villosa (hairy vetch) is the source of this 1842-nucleotide messenger RNA. Its product is annotated as protein phosphatase 2C 77-like. Gene Ontology annotation, molecular function: protein serine/threonine phosphatase activity; cation binding. The record is from RefSeq and is a predicted model, not a curated record. Gene Ontology annotation, biological process: protein dephosphorylation. NCBI's taxonomy places the organism in Eukaryota, Viridiplantae, Streptophyta, Magnoliopsida, Fabales, Fabaceae. Bases 1 to 1662 code for a protein of 553 amino acids. Gene Ontology annotation, cellular component: cytosol; nucleus. The transcript has 4 exons.